Molecule: messenger RNA, 1116 nt
Organism: Panicum virgatum (switchgrass)
Lineage: Eukaryota; Viridiplantae; Streptophyta; Magnoliopsida; Poales; Poaceae
Exons: 1
Coding region: 161-838 (225 amino acids)
Source: RefSeq, a predicted model, not a curated record
CCUCCGAUCCCCGGCAGCUUCAAGCAAGAUACCCCUUCUACCCCUCGCCGCCGCGACACGACACCACCUCUUCAAAACCGUACCCAGCUGCCCUACUGCCUGUGCUUGGAGACACAAAACACACACCCAGCCAAAGAGUAGGCCACGUAGAGCCGCGGGGAUGCCACCGCUCGACCUCGACACCCUCGUCUCGUGCCAUGGCGCCGCCGCCGGCGAUAGCGAUAGCGAGGAGUUGAAGGCCGCGUGCCGUCGCGACAUCACGAUGUCCGACAUUGGCUCCGGCGCCGGCGAGGAGCCCGACGACGACGGAGACCCGUACGCCCCCGCGCAGUCGCUCCGGCUGAGGAUCGGGGAGGACAUCGACUGGAGCGACGUCGGCGCCGGGGCGGUGCUGGAGCGGGACGACUCCACCAAGGGCGCCGGCGCCAACCCCAAGUGCGCUGCGCGCCGGAGCGUGGCCGCUGCCGCCGCCGCGAGGAGCUCGCUGCCGUCGUCCGCCCCGCCGGCGCCGAGGGCGGUGGCCGUGGUCAUCGGCGGCCUGGCGCCCAAGGCGGCGGGCAAAGCCGCGCGGGAGCACGGUAGGCGGCGCCGCUCUCCGUGCCGCCUCGGCGGCCGCGCGAGGGUGUGCGCGGCCGGGGAGGCCGCCGCGGACCGCCUGGUGGAGCCGGGCUCGCCCAAGGUGUCCUGCCUCGGGGGCGUCCGGUCGCAGCCGCGGGCCGCGGCUGAGGGCGUCACUACUGGCCGCCGGUGGUGGGCGUGGCUUGUGGCCGACGUCACGCCCUGCAGCUGCUGGAACGGCCGGCACGAGAGGAGGCCCAAAGGGAGCGAAGCCGACUAGCCAUUGGUUCGGCGGUGACGGCGCCACCCGUCACCGCCUGUGCUGGCUGCGGACGUGGCAUCGGGGGGCAUCGGAUCGAUCGGUGGAGUAGGUGUGUCCGUUCACGUAGUGUCGGCCACAUCCCACAUGAACAGUUUUGUCUUCUCUAGUUAGCUCUGGUUGUCUCUGCCCUGCUCAUGGUCGUCGGCCGGAGCAGCUUGUGCCAUUCCUGUACAUGGGACCUUCACCAGGUGUUCGAUUUGAAUUUGAACUUUGUCAUGCGCCAUUCUGCCUCACCA